Molecule: messenger RNA, 4019 nt
Organism: Anthonomus grandis grandis
Lineage: Eukaryota; Metazoa; Arthropoda; Insecta; Coleoptera; Curculionidae
Product: inactive dipeptidyl peptidase 10
Exons: 12
Coding region: 433-2973 (846 amino acids)
Biological process (GO): proteolysis
Molecular function (GO): serine-type peptidase activity; dipeptidyl-peptidase activity
Source: RefSeq, a predicted model, not a curated record
AAUGUGCCCAUUUUCCAUGUUUAAGUGCAAUUUACGUUUCGAAAAAUUUAAAAAACCAUUUUAACUUUAUCACCGCACAGUGAUCAUGUAAAGUUACAGAAAUUUCAUUCAAUUCUCAACGUUACACACAACAUAUCAACAUGGUCAUCACGAUUUACAAAUAAGGGAGAGUAUAUUAGUUUAUUUUUGAUACGAUACAUACCACCCUACCUACUAUUAGAGUUAAUAAAUGUUUUAGAGCUUGAGUUAAUGCUCAAUUAGAUUUAAAUAUAUAAAUACAUACAUACAUAGAUCUAUUUUGGUGUUUUACUAGAGUUAAAUAUUAGAAAUAUAUCUAUACGGGGCCACAACUAUAAAUGAAUCUAUUUAUGAUAAUAUUGAAUGUUGCACAACCAAGUGACCAAAUGAUUAAAGAAAAUUAAGGAAAUAAGUAUGGCAAAUGCUGUUCCUCAAAUUAAACCUGUGAUUUCAACUGUGAGCACAAUAAAUCCACUACCGGAGAGUGAAAUGGACGCGUUACUACUGGGCAGGACUAGGGAAUUGGUUGUAAACUCACCCAACGAACGAAACUGGCGGGGUAUCUUCAUCGCAUUACUAGUGAUAGCCGCCGUACUAGGACUGAUUGUAUUUAGCAUAAUUCUAGUUUCGCCACCAGAAGAGUCCCCGAGGAUAAAGGGGAUCAAGCCCAGUUUAGAAGAUAUUUUUGUAAAAUUACCUCCACCGGCUAGGUUUAAUGGAACGUGGAUGUCAGAUAACGAAUUUAUUUUCAAAGAUAUAUUUGGUGGCAUUUCCUUAUACAAUGCAGAUAACUUAAAUACGAGCGUUAUUAUGACGAAUAUUACAUUGAGACAAUACGAGGUUGCCGACUUCAUCGUUUCAAGCGACCUAAAAUUCGUCCUACUCAUAAGCCACAUCAUCAAAGUCUACAAAUAUUCGACGCUGGCCAAAUAUCACAUUUACGAGAUUGCUACCAGAGAACGGAGACCAUUAUCACCAAAUGAACUUGACGAGAGUGCGCCUUAUUUACAAUACGCCACCUGGUCACCAGACGGUGCUGCUGUAGCUUUUGUAUAUGAAAACGACAUCUACUACAAACCGAAGGUGGAAAAAGAUUUGGUGUGCAGGAUCACCAAGACCGGAAUACCUCGACUCAUAUUCAAUGGGGUGCCUGAUUGGUUAUAUGAAAAUGAAAUCCUGCGCACCUCUCAUGCCCUCUGGUUCUCUCCCGAUAGUUAUUAUUUACUUUAUAUUAGUUUCAAUAAUAGUAAAGUGGGCGAGUAUUCGUAUACGUGGUAUGAUAGCCAGAACAUGGGAGGGAUUUAUCCGGAGGUGAGGAGUUUUCGAUAUCCCCGGGUGGAAACGCCAAAUCCGGUCAUAAACGUGUGGAUCGUUAAUUUAACUACGCCGAAAUAUCUGUUUCCAUUCGAACUGAAGCCCACCAACAGUGUCAGUGUAGACAGUUACGUAACCAGUGCCAAAUUUAAUGGAGAGAAUAGCGUGGAUAUUGUGUGGCUUAACAGAGCGCACAAUACUUUUGUUAUCGCUACAUGCGGUCAUCAGAGUAAUUACAAUUGUACUGAUUUUCACGUGGAGAAAGAACACGAGAACAUCGGCUGGACAGAGCCAGUCUACCAUCCGGUCUUUAAUGAAAACGGUACAAAGGCCUUGGUAAGGCUUCCAGUUAAAGAUGGCGAUAACGGUCAUUACAUGCACGUCUGCGAAAUUUAUAAGGGGAGAGUGAGACCCUUGACACAUGGUCCAUUUGAGGUUACCAAAAUCUUGGCCUGGGACGAAGAAAAUUCUUUCAUUUAUGCACUGGCCACGAUCGAUCAUCCGGGAUUCCGUCACCUAAUCCGCAUCAUUGACAGAUCCGCCCUUCCCGACUGGGAAUGUCUCACCUGCAUCCGCGAGUUUCAAACCAACUGCACCGACGACGAAUCCUAUUUCAACGAGACCAUUUUAAACGAAAACAUGUGGAUGAGUUACAGGUGCAACUACAACCAUAUCUUUUUCAGCAAGAACCUCAGCUACUUCAUACAGGAAUGUUUGGGACCAGAAAUUCCUAUAGUGAUCUUAGCGAAAACUCAUCCGUACAGCCGUCUAGCGGUACUAGACACCAGUUCGAAGUUACGAAGGCGAAUCAAAAAGUUCUCGCCGCCACAGGAGAAACACAUCUCGGUGGAGAUCGAGUUUGGGUAUAGGGCGCAGGUGAAAUUGUAUCUGCCUGCGAGUUUGAGGGAGUAUGAAGAUUGCACGUUUCCGUUAGUUUUAUUAGUUGACGCAGCACCAUCUUCUCAAGCCGUAUCAUCGAAGUGGGAAGUGUCGUGGUCAUGGUACCUUGCCAGUACUCGUAGCUACAUCGUAGCCAAAAUUGAUGCUAGAGGCUCAGGUUAUCAAGGUAUAAAAAUGCGACGGGAAAUCCAACGAAGAAUUGGGCUGAUCGAGGUCCAAGACCAACUCGCGGUACUAACGUACUUACGAGACACCUUCAAGUACAUUGAUAACGAGAAGAUAUGCGUGGUGGGAAAAGGUUAUGGUGGCUACGUUUCGGCCAUGAUGCUUCUUCAAGACAUACAUCAAGUGAUAAAUUGCUCAGUUAGCAUUUCUCCAAUUACCAAUUGGAGAUAUUAUAAUUCAUUUUAUACAGAAAAGUACUUAGGAUUGCCGUCCAAACAUCCCUUAGAAUACGAGAACGCCGAUCUGGCUUUAAAGGCCGCGAACAUGAACAACCGGAAUUUCUUCCUGAUUUAUGGUACUGCCGACACGAGGGUCACCUCGCAGCAUUCGAUCAUGUUAGCGAAAACCCUGAUCGAGCAGAACGUUUUGUUUCGUCACCUGGCAUAUCCGGACGAAUCCUACGACUUUAAACAGAAGGCCAAACUGCACAUGUUCAAACAGAUCGAUCUAUUUUUUAACGACUCUUUUGGUCCGGUCAUCGAGGACUGGAUAGAAGACACCGCAUUCUUUAUUUAGUUUGUAUAAUUCAUGUGCCUAAUUAAAUAUUUACAUUAGGAACGUUCAUCGUUUUGUAUACUAAAAACUAACAAGACUGAGUAGCGAAAAAACCCAAUAAACGCUUAAAUCGAACAGAAGUCUAUGCCAAUAUGAACACAAAUAUGAGAGUUUCUAAGCAUGUGUAAUAUCGCAUAAGCAAAACAAUUUAAUCAUCAAUAUAAGAAGACUAACGAAGGGUUCAAUGAGAAAAUGAGAUAAAAGUUGCAAAGUAAUAUAAGGGAGUGAGGCAAGAGAAUAACUCUUUAUCAUAUUUUCAUUAAUAACCUUUAAAACAAGGUAUCACUCAACCCCCUUUCAUUAUUAAGAUUAAGACUUCAGUACCCAAGGGCUAGGAGAGUUUUUUAAUAGACUCAAUUUUUUUCUAAAUAAAUGGCAUAGUUAGUAUGUAUCGUAUACGUCACAAAACGAUGAAUGUACCAAACAAAAAAUCCAUUUAAAAAAAUAUCUUGUAAGCAUGUUCCCCGUAUCGGAACAGGGCCUUGAUGUAUAAAACUUAUUUGUUGAUGUUGCAUAUUAUAACACAUUGUAUUUAGCUCUUCCAAGUAAAAGAAAAAUACCAAAAAAAAAAAACAAAUUAAGUUUUAAUUAAAUGUAUAUUUGCAAUGCAAUUUAUUGAUGAAAUAUUUUUGAUAUAAGAAAUAUGAUGAACGUAAUAUAGAUAUUCGAUGUUUAAUUAGUGUAAAGUUAGUUUAAUUCCAUAAAUGUGAUAUUAAUUUUUAUGUUUUUAAUGGGACCUUCCCUUUCAACGAAACGACUCGGCAAUUGCUUAUUGAUGCCUAAUUAUAAUUUUUUUAACAUGAGUAAUUAUUAAUUGUUAAUUAUUUCCUAAUAAUAUAUGGUAUUUAAGUCCUUACUGAUAUUGUAUAAGGCACUUAAAAUAUAAUGAAGUUGCUUCAUCUCCUUUUUUUAGAAAAUCAGAUGUUUGUUAGGUAUAAUUAAUAUUAAUCCUUUUAUAUGUUUUUCAGAAGAUAAAUGGUGUUAAAUAUAUAAAUGUUUUAGAUUUA